This is a messenger RNA of Pipra filicauda (Wire-tailed manakin), 1415 nucleotides long. Its product is annotated as protein CEPU-1. The transcript is spliced from 8 exons. Lineage: Eukaryota; Metazoa; Chordata; Aves; Passeriformes; Pipridae. The record is from RefSeq and is a predicted model, not a curated record. Gene Ontology annotation, cellular component: neuron projection. Bases 184 to 1251 code for a protein of 355 amino acids.
CCGCUCGGCAGGCUCAGCGCUCGCAGCCAGCCUUGCCGGGGGCUCUCCUGAUCUCCGUGGAGCUCCGCAGCGCUCGCCCCGGUGGUUUUGCUCCCCCCCAUCCCUCCUCUCCACCCACCCCUUCCCCCUUUUCGCCUUGUCGGGUGUGUUUUUUGCCUGUUGGAAAAGUCCCCGCUGCCCAGGAUGGGGGUCGGUGGGUGCUUAGCCCUGCCCUGGAGGUGCCUGGUCGUCCUCUGUCUCAGGCUGCUCUUCCUUGUGCCCGCAGGAGUGCCCGUGCGCAGCGGAGAUGCCACCUUCCCCAAAGCCAUGGACAACGUGACAGUGCGGCAAGGGGAGAGCGCCACGCUCAGGUGCUCCGUGGACAACCGAGUCACCCGAGUGGCCUGGCUGAACCGCAGCAGCAUCCUCUAUGCUGGCAAUGACAAGUGGUGCUUGGACCCUCGGGUGGUGCUCCUGGCCAACACCAAGACCCAGUACAGCAUCCAGAUCCAGGAUGUGGACGUGUACGAUGAGGGCCCCUACACCUGCUCCGUGCAGACAGACAAUCACCCCAAGACCUCGCGCGUCCACCUCAUCGUGCAAGUGUCUCCAAAAAUCACCGAUAUCUCUCCUGACAUCUCCAUCAAUGAGGGCGGCAACGUCAGCCUCACCUGCAUAGCCACGGGCAGGCCAGAUCCAACAAUCACCUGGAGACAUAUCUCACCCAAAGCCGUGGGCUUCAUCAGCGAGGACGAGUACCUGGAGAUCACGGGCAUCACGCGGGAGCAGUCGGGCGAGUACGAGUGCAGCGCCUCCAACGACGUCUCAGCGCCCGUCGUCCAGCGAGUCAAAGUCACCGUCAACUACCCCCCGUACAUCUCGGACGCGAAGAGCAGCGGGGUGCCAGUGGGGCAGAAGGGCAUCCUGCUGUGUGAAGCCUCCGCUGUCCCCUCCGCCGACUUCCAGUGGUACAAAGAUGACAAGCGGCUGGCUGAAGGACAGAAAGGGCUGAAAGUGGAGAACAAAGCCUUCUUCUCCAGACUGACUUUCUUCAACGUCUCUGAGCAGGACUAUGGGAACUACACCUGUGUAGCCUCCAACCAGUUAGGGAACACCAAUGCCAGCAUGAUCCUCUAUGAAGAGACAACUACCGCUCUGACACCCUGGAAAGGCCCCGGCGCGGUGCACGACGGGAACAACGGCGCGUGGCGACGAGGAGGCUGCGCGUGGCUCCUGCUCCUCCCGCUCGCCCAACUCGCCCGCCAGUUUUGACCCGAGAGCCGGCCCGCGGAGUAGCGGCGGCGACGACCACGGCCAGCGAGAGAGCAAGCAGAAAGGAGAGGAAGAAGAAGAAGAAAAAGAAAGAAGUGUUCACCGUUUCCGAAAAUAAUCAUAAGAAUUGAGAGAGUAUCCGGCCAGGCCACCUGGGGGAGGGG